Molecule: messenger RNA, 834 nt
Organism: Acomys russatus (golden spiny mouse)
Lineage: Eukaryota; Metazoa; Chordata; Mammalia; Rodentia; Muridae
Gene: Terb2
Product: telomere repeat binding bouquet formation protein 2
Exons: 7
Coding region: 1-660 (219 amino acids)
Biological process (GO): homologous chromosome pairing at meiosis; meiotic attachment of telomere to nuclear envelope
Cellular component (GO): nuclear inner membrane
Source: RefSeq, a predicted model, not a curated record
AUGUUCCAGGGGCAGUGUGGUUGGUUCAGCCGGAGUGUCAGUCAGGACCUGAGGCAGUUCUGGGAAGACGAAGGCGGGAAGAUCAGUGACGCCCAGGCCGCUGACUUCCUGUUUAGCUGUGAUGCCUCGCACCCGGAUACGCUGAGAAUAUACCAGAGCCUCGAGUAUAUAGAAGACAAUGCUACAGUUUUUCAUGCCCACUAUCUCUCUGCAGUAGCUAAUACUGAAAGAAAAAACGCAGUGUCCUUAGGCCACUUUGUUCUUCCUCCUGCUUGUCUUCAAAAAGAAAUACGAAGAAAAAUUGGCAGUUUUGUUUGGGAACAAGAUGAAAAUUUUCUGAUAUUUGAAAAGCAUGACAGAAUAACAUCAAGAGGAGAGGAAAGCCCUGGGCCAGCACCAGAACACAAGAAAGAACUGCCCAAAAGUGCAGAGAAUAAUUUUAUAAGGACUCCGGUUGUAGAAAAGCAGAUGUACCUCCCUCUUCAGAACUACCCAGUGAACAACAUGGUCACAGGUUAUAUAUCAAUUGAUGCUUUGGACAAAUUCCUUGGAGAAUUACAUGAUUUCAUUCCUGGAAGCUCAGGAUAUUUGGCAUAUCAUGUUCAAAAUGAAAUUAACAUGUCUGCUAUAAAAAACAAGUUAAGAAGGAAACAAAGUUAAACUGCACUUAUAUCUAGACAUUUAUUUUCAUAAAAUAUUAUGACAUAUGUGUAUAAUUUAAGUGUGAAUAGAGAAAGAAUUAUCUUCCUUCUUAACGUGUGCCCUGAGAAAACUCAGGAUUGUCUUAACUAGUGAAAUUUGUGACAUAUUCACAAAUUAUGAGUGCACCAUUGU